Molecule: messenger RNA, 4481 nt
Organism: Lates calcarifer (barramundi perch)
Lineage: Eukaryota; Metazoa; Chordata; Actinopteri; Centropomidae
Product: solute carrier family 12 member 3-like
Biological process (GO): chloride transmembrane transport; chloride ion homeostasis; potassium ion homeostasis
Cellular component (GO): membrane
Molecular function (GO): sodium:potassium:chloride symporter activity
Source: RefSeq, a predicted model, not a curated record
GAAGAUGGGAGGGGAUGUCACCAACCUCAUUGAUAAGAUAUAAAGAGUCGCAAUGUGACAUGAAAUAAGGAACGUAUUUCAUUUGUGGACAACUGCGCAUUCAACUGGAACAGAAAUCUAGAACAUCUGUGAAUCAGAAAGACGUGCCAAUGGGGCAGUCCACAUCCAAAGGUGAAAGGUCAGGCCCUUGGGCUCGUUUCUCAGGCAAUGAGGAAGGACGUGGUGAUUCUAGCGGCCAACAACAAGAUGGUAACCAUGCGGUUCCUCCAGCCAUUGUUGUCUCGGAUAUGGAUUUAAGUGCGUCAGGCUCAACCACAGACCUGCGGAGAUCUUCUUUCUACAGCACUGUAGACCUGGUGCCACAGCUGGAAAAUUAUGCCAGCACCCUGCCACACCAGAAGUCGAAGAGCCGAGCUUCUCUGAAGACUCUCCGUAAGGCAUUUGGUGGAGGGGGGGCAGGGAUGGACGUAGCAAGCACCAUGACGGACUCAGUCAACAGUCUACCAGUCAUUGACAUCGGAAAUGAGGAGUCUCAAGGUUCUCAGGGGAAAGCUCCUGUUAGAUUUGGCUGGGUGACUGGAGUCAUGAUGCGUUGCAUGCUGAAUAUCUGGGGCGUCAUCCUGUUUCUCCGCCUGUCAUGGAUCAUCUCUCAGGCCGGCAUCUUGUUGACAUGCCUAAUUAUCCUGAUGUCUGUGGUAGUGACCUCAGUAACUGCACUCUCUAUCUCUGCCAUUGCCACCAACGGAAGAGUGACCUCAGGUGGGGCCUAUUUCAUGAUCUCCCGCUCUCUGGGUCCUGAAAUUGGUGGACCAAUUGGGAUGGUCUUUUCCUUCGCCAACGCUCUGGCUUGUGCACUCAACACUGUUGGCUUUGCAGAGGUUGUCCGUGAUCUAAUGCAGGAGUUUGGUGUCGUAAUGAUCGAUAAAGACAAUGAUGUCCGUAUUGUGGGUGUGAUCACUGUGACUCUUCUCCUGUUAAUAUCAUUGGCUGGAAUGGAGUGGGAGUCUAAGGCCCAGAUUUUCUUCUUCACAGUUCUUAUGGUUUCCUUUUCUAACUACUUUGUGGGCACAUUCCUCCCUCCCAGUCCAGAGAAACAGGCCAUGGGCAUAUUUGGAUACCGCAGUGAAGUCUUCAUAUCAAACCUGAAACCAGACUGGAGAGGAAAUGAUAAUGACUUUUUCCAGAUGUUCGCCAUUUUCUUCCCCUCAGCCAUCGGCAUCCUGUCUGGAGCUAACAUCUCUGGAGACCUCAAAGACCCUGCUACUGCUAUCCCCAAAGGCACACUCAUGGCCAUUCUCUUGACUACAAUCAGCUAUCUGGCUAUUUCUGUAACUGUUGGGUCGUGUGUCAUGCGGGACGCUUCUGGAAAUAUAAGUGACAUUUUGACUGGGAACAUCACUGAUGGCUGUGUGGGUCUGGGGUGUAACCUGGGCUGGAACUUCACAGAGUGCAUCCAGUCACAGUCUUGUGAAUAUGGUCUGGCCAACAAUUUAAAGGUGCUGGGCCAAGUUUCAGGUUUCUAUUACCUCAUCACUGCUGGUGUCUUUGCCGCCAGCUUGUCAUCUGCUCUCGGCUUCCUCGUCUCUGCUCCCAAAGUCUUUCAGUGUCUGUGCAGAGACAACUUAUACCCGUACAUAGGAUUCUUUGCAAAGGGUUAUGGGAAAAAUGAUGAGCCACUCCGAGCCUAUCUCCUCUGUUACAUAAUUGCUGCAGCUUUCAUCCUCAUUGGCAAGCUGAACACCAUCGCAGCCUUGAUCUCCAACUUCUUCCUGUGUUCCUAUUGUCUCAUCAACUUCAGCUGCUUUCAUGCUUCAAUCACCAACUCUCCUGGUUGGAGGCCGUCAUUUCACUACUACAGUAAAUGGACAGCUUUGUUUGGAGCUGUGAUCUCUGUAGUCCUGAUGUUCAUGCUGACCUGGUGGGCUGCUCUCGUAACCUUCAGUAUCAUCAUCUUCCUGUUUGGAUAUGUCAACUACAACAAGCCAAAGGUAAACUGGGGAUCAUCAGUCCAGGCAGGUACAUACAACAUGGCUUUGUCCUACUCUGUCUCUCUGUCUGGUGUUGAGGAUCAUGUCAAGAAUUUUAGACCCCAGUGUCUUGUCCUGACUGGGCCCCCAAACCAGCGACCUGCACUGGUGGACUUUGUUGGCUCCUUCACCAAGCAUAUAAGCCUCAUGAUCUGUGGAGACAUAAUCAUGGAGCAGGACAGGCAGACUCGGAUGCAGGAAACCACUGAGUGGUUGGUAAAAUGGAUGAACAAGAGGAGGGUGCGCUCGUUUUAUACUCCUUUCACUGCAGACAGCCUCAGAGCUGGAACUCGACACUUGCUGCAGGCUACUGGUCUUGGCAAGCUGAAGCCCAACACUCUUGUCAUGGGCUUCAAGACAAACUGGAAGGACAGUUCUCCUGAAAGCAUUGAAGAUUAUGUCAACACCAUAGAUGACACCUUCGACUCAAACCACUGUUUGUGUAUCUUGAGGAUGAUGGACGGGCUGGAUGUCUUUGACCAGUUUGACAGUGAAGUGAACCAGGGCUUUGAACCUGAAAAGCCUGUUGAAACUGAUGACCAGCAAUCCCCUGAAAGGGUGUCAGUUGACGACAUCUCCAGUAAAGGUGAUAGUGAUCAGAUCAAGACAGUGUUUCAGAAUGACCAGGGGAAGAAGACCAUUGAUGUCUACUGGAUAGCUGAUGAUGGAGGUCUGACCUUGCUGGUGCCUUACCUGCUCACCAGGAGAAAAAACUGGCGCAGCAGUAAGGUCAGGGUCUUCAUCGUGGGAGAUGAACAAAACAUGGAGGAAGGCCGCAAUGAGAUGAUCGCUCUGCUGAAGAGAUUCCGUCUGGAUUUUAAUGAUGUUAUAGUCAUGACAGACAGUGAGAAACGUCCGCACGCCAAGAGCCUCAGCAGGUUUUUGGACAGUGUCGCCCCCUUCAGGUUAUUUGAUGAACAGCAGGAAGGCGUCUCACUUGAGGAGCUGAGACAAAGUGCCCCGUGGAAAAUAUCUGACAAAGAGUUUGAGGCCUUCAAACUUAAGUCUGAGAAAAUAAUGAGGCUGAAUGAAAUCAUCCGCAGGAAUUCACAACAAACCGCUCUUGUGCUUGUGAGUCUUCCUGUGCCAGAGAGUGACUGCCCCAGUGCUCUGUACAUGGCCUGGCUGGAUACUCUGACCUGCGGCCUCCACUGCCCCGCGGUGCUGAUACGAGGAAACCAGCAGAACGUCCUCACUUUCUACUGCCAGUAAAUCCUGUCUCAGAGAGAUUGAUGACUCUUGCAGGGAUGGAUAUUUAGAGACAUAAAAUUAAAAGGAAAAAAUCCAACCAAACCUAAUAAGUGAUAUAAGUUUUGGGUGUGUAAUGUGUGCAAUAGGUGCCACAGAUGAGUAGAGUGUGCCUUUAGGAGUAGUGCUGGAAGAUAACAGCAAUAUCAGUUGACUUGCAUCACUGUCCUCAUGAUCAUCUUCAGGAUGAUGUAGAUGCCAACACCAUCUUAUUUGGUUGCCAGUGGCAACAGCUGCCACUGAAAGCAAAGAGAGAGGAACGUUUUUGGUCAUAACUCAAUUCACAUACUUAUUAACUGCAACUGGACUGAUUGGUGGAGGCAUAUAUUGAGUGGAACUGCAGGAUAUGAAUUCAAAGUCCAUUGAAUUACAAUCUGACUUGUAAGCAUCAUCAUUUUCACAAACAAGUCAACUUUGGGGGAAAUUAUUUGUGCACACUUGUGGUAGACAAAGUACUCAGAUACUUUAUGUCAGUCAAAGUUACAAUACCACAAUAUAAAGACUCUUACUUGCAGGUAAAGUCCUCAUGGAGCAAUGCAGUAUAAGCUCAUCAAUUGUUUUGUCUCUCAAAUAUUCAUCUAUAAAGUAACUUGUAACUUUAGCUGAGUAAAAAGCACAGUAUUCCCCUCUGAAUUGUAAUGAGGCAGAAGUAGACAGUAACAUCAAAUAGAAAUACUCAAGUAAAGUACAAUGACCUGAGGUAUUCUUAGUUACAAGAUUUUCCCAGAAAAGUCUUUUUCAUUAAACGUGUUCAACCAAUGAUUCCAUUCAUGGAUUUAACUUGUCAAAUAAAUAGAUUUAAGAUAGAUUCAACCUUUUAUUUUACUGCAAAAGUGUGUGAUCAUUCACAUUGCCUUUAGUUACUCAUUUUAUUUAUGGUGACCAUAAGAUAUGUUAGCCGAAUCUGAAAUCUGAAUCAAAAUAAAAUUAUAUAAUAUAGAAAAUUGCAGGUGUAACAGUAAUCCUAACUCAUGGGGUAAGAUUAUCUCUUGAUUUUGAAUUGGUUCAUUCAUUAUCCAAAAAUCUUCAAAGUUCAAAUAUUGUGUAAAAUGUACAGUAAAUUCAGUAUUAUGUCUUUCUUUCUCUUUCAGACUUUAUUAUUGUGCAUUACUUUUUACAAAGUGCAUCUUAUGUAAUGUAGAUUUCAUUUGCUUGAUUUUGUUAUGUGUUUGUUUUCUGGAUUAUUAAAUGACACUGUAGCUCUCA